Messenger RNA from Myxozyma melibiosi, 1587 nucleotides. RefSeq names its product MFS transporter. Gene Ontology annotation, cellular component: plasma membrane. NCBI's taxonomy places the organism in Eukaryota, Fungi, Ascomycota, Lipomycetes, Lipomycetales, Lipomycetaceae. Gene Ontology annotation, molecular function: transmembrane transporter activity. Gene Ontology annotation, biological process: transmembrane transport. The transcript has a single exon. Bases 1 to 1587 code for a protein of 528 amino acids. The record is from RefSeq and is a predicted model, not a curated record.
AUGCGGACAGAACAGUAUAACGGCAGCAAGAUCUCGCUCGACCACAUCGACGCACCUCACUCUGAUGUCCCUCCAGAUAUCGAGCACGAGGGCGCCGAGGGAUACAUCCUCGACGCUGGCCUUCUCACCCACGACGAGGGCCAGUCGAACCUCAAGCUCGCCAGAGACGGUCACACUGUGCUUAUCCCGCAGCCGUCCGAUGACCCCAACGACCCGCUCAACUGGUCCUGGUGGAAAAAGCAUCUCAUCCUCAUCUCCAUCUCUUUCAUUGCUUUCCUGCCCGACUUUGGCUCCGCCGCUGGCGCCGUCGUCCUCAACGCCCAGGGCGAGGAGUGGAACAUGGACCCCAACACCGUCAACCACUCGCAGUCUGGAAACGUCAUGAUGCUCGGAAUCGGUGGAUACUUUGCCAUCGUUCUCUCUGGAUACUUUGGACGUCUUCCCGUUGUUUUUUGGUUCAUGGUCUUUGCCGUCUGGACUUCAAUCUACCUCACCUUUGCGCCCACUUUCAACCACUUCAUGGCCGGUCGCGUCCUCAACGGCUUCUUCUCGACCGUCACCCAGGGAGGCGGCUUAAUGUUUAUCAAAGAUCUCUUUUUCUUCCACGAGCACGCGCGAAAGAUCAACAUCUGGUCUGGCUUCUACAUCCUCUCGCCUUAUCUCGGCCCCUUCGCCGGUGGUUUCAUCGUCAACGUCAACUCCUGGCAAUGGGUGUUUGGCAUGGUCGCCAUCGUCACCGGCCUCGCAUUCGGCCUCAUCCUCCUUGUCGGCGACGAGACGUACUACAACCGCGCAAUUCCCAUGGAAAAGCAACCCCCUCGCGGCACCCGCAUCGGCCGAUUCAUCGGCACCGCGCAGUGGCCUUCGCGUCACGAGCGCACUUCUCUCUGGCACGGCUGCAUCCGCUUCUGGCGCGUCACGACCCGCGUCCCCGUCAUCUUCAUGAUUUUCUUUUACAUGUGCACCUUCGCCUGGGUCAUCGGCAUCAACACCUCGCUCACCCUCUUCCUCACCCCUUCCCCUCCCGCAGGCUACGGCUUCUCCACCGCCGGCGUCUCGCUCUUCUACUUCACUCCGAUGAUCGGCGCCGUCCUCGGUGAGCUCUUUGGCCAUUUCUUCAACGACUUCCUCGCCAAACGCUACAUCCGCCUGCACAACGGCCACUUUGAACCCGAGGCCCGUCUCGUCGCGCUCUACGUCGGCGAGCUCUUCAUCAUCCCGGGUCUCAUCAUCGCCGGCUUUGCGCUCUACAACCUCUGGCACUGGGCCGUCCUUGCCGUUGGUUGGGGCAUGUUUGUUUUCGGCGUCAUGAUCUCCACCGUCGUCCUUGUCGCAUACCUGCUCGACUCCUACCCUGAAGCCUCGGGAGAACUCGCCGCGACAGUCAACAUGGGCCGCACCAUCGGCGGUUUCGUCAUCUCGUACUUUGAAAUCGAGUGGGCGCAAAAGUCUGGCACCGCGCUCUCCUUCGGCAUUCAGGCUGCUAUCUGCGGUACCGUCUUUUUGCUCAUCAUCACCUUGCAGCUAUACGGCCGUCAGCUAAGGCAGUGGUCUGGUCCUCUAAAUUUCCAUGAGCUCACUGGUUGA